UUUCACUUGAGCGAACAUCGUAAAUAAUUACCGAUCACUACAGUACCCAGGUACUCUCAAGUGCAACGGCCUGCAGGGGGCCCUGCAGGCGAUAAGCCACGGAUAACCUUAAUUAUUUUUAGCCGAACCGGUCGCCGAAACAGGCGCUACAUUCCCGCGUCAUUUUCGACUAGGCGACCCAGUCUGGCCUGACGAGAUUCAUGUAAGAUCAGAUGAUAAUUGUCAGAGGCUGAUUUGGACCACGUCAAAACUUUCUUUCUCGUGGCAAACAGAAGACCAAACUCUGAGUCUGUCCUCUUCCAAACCUACCACGCAUAGCCGGCCACUAUGGCUCCCAUCCAAAUCACCAUCAUAACGGGCUUCCUCGGCUCAGGCAAGACGACGCUCAUCCUCAACCUCAUCCCCCAACUAAAAGCAGCCAACCCGGACUACAAGCUCGCGCUGCUCAAAAAUGAAUUCGGAGACCUCGCCGUCGACUCACAGCUCGCGUCCUCAAACGCCAUAUCAGGCGUGCGGGAGAUGCUCAACGGCUGCAUAUGUUGCAACCUCGUCGGCCAGCUUAGCGAGGCGCUCAAGGAGCUGCAGGCCCAGGUGACGCCGGACCGGAUCAUCAUCGAGACCUCUGGGUCGGCGUUCCCCGCCACGCUGGCCAUGGAGAUCAACCGCCUGGCCCGCCAGACGGGGCAGUAUGUCCUGGACGGCGUUGUGAGCGUGAUCGAUGUGGAGAAUUGGAAGGGAUACGAGGACACGAGCGUCACGGCUAGGUUACAGGCCAAGUACACUGACUUGAUCGUAUUUAACAAGUGGGAGAACUGUGAUGAGCGGAGAUUCGACGAGUGCCUGGACCGCGUGGGCGAUCUCGAAGUCCAGACCGCAUGGGUGAAGAGCAACAAGGGCCAGGUGCCCAUGAACCUCAUCUUCGGCAUCGACGGCGGCCUGGCACAGUCCAUAACGGACGAGCCGAACGGCCACGGCCACGGCCACGACCACGACCACCCCCACGACGACAACCACCAGUCCGAGGUCGAAGUGCUGUCGGUCGAGCUCGCCGGCCCCGAGGGCUCGGGCGUCGACGCGGCGGCGCUGCAGAAGCUCCUGAGGACGGCGCCCAAGGACGAGGUCUACCGGAUCAAGGCCGUGCUGUCGUCGGCCUCGGCGCUCCGGGGCUCCGACGAGGACCAGGCGACCCCGACGCCGCCGCACCCCGAGAGCAGGUACAUCCUGAACUGGGCGUUUGGCCGGUGGACCUUCACGCCCGUGGCGCGGGCGGCCGGCGAGCACGAGUCGAGCGACCGGAAGACGCUGCGCAUGACCAUGAUCCUCGCGCGGUACGAGAGCGCCAAGUGGAAGAAGAAGCUCGAGGGCGGCGGCCUGCUCGAGCUGGAGGGCGAGGGCGCUCCGGGGCGGCUAACUGUCACCAAGGUCGCGUGAGAGUAUAGAAACACAGCGUAAGCACGAGAGUUUGGGAUGAGAGCGGUAUAGAGAGAUCUGUCAGACACACACACACACACACACACACACACA
Diaporthe batatas is the source of this 1524-nucleotide messenger RNA. RefSeq lists its product as uncharacterized. Bases 328 to 1431 code for a protein of 367 amino acids. The transcript has 2 exons. The record is from RefSeq and is a predicted model, not a curated record. NCBI's taxonomy places the organism in Eukaryota, Fungi, Ascomycota, Sordariomycetes, Diaporthales, Diaporthaceae. Gene Ontology annotation, cellular component: cytoplasm.